CUGGUUGUCACUCGUUCAUCUCUCUCUCUCUCUCUCCCUCUCUCUCUUCACACUAUAUAUUGUCAUCUCACCAUUCACUUCUCUUCCUCACACACCCCUCUCUGACCCUCUGACCCUCUCUCUCUAGAGAAAGAGAGACAUGGCCUCCACACGUGCCACACUCGCUUCUACCGUUCUCCUCGCCCUCCUCGCCACAUGCAUUGCGCAGGCACCAUCCUCACCACCUACAGCCACCGCUACUCCACCUACAGCCACCGCAACUCCGCCUACAGCCACCGCAACUCCGCCCACAGCCACUGCAACUCCGCCCACAGCCACGGCAACUCCGCCCCCAGCCACCGCAACUCCGCCCACCGCACCACCACCCAACGCGACGCCGCCGCCCGUUCCAACUCCCCCACCGGUAGCCCCGCCUCCACCAACCAUGGCACCUCCUCCGGCAAGUCCCCCAGUCGCCACCACCCCACCACCGGCCCCGGUCCCGACAUCACCGACGCCCUCCGCCACCCCGCCACCGUCUCCACCUCCCUCAUCCCCGUCACCGUCUCCUUCAAUGACGCCGGCCCCCAAAUCGCCCGAAGCGCCCGUAUCGCCCCCUCCUGGCGCUACAGGAGGCCCCGGCGCAUCUCCACCGUCCGGCACGACAGCGCCGCCGAGCGACGGUGGCUCGUGCGGUCUCAGGGCGAGCAUGGCGUUUGUGGCAUUGCUUGGUGGAGUCGCACUGCUUUAA
This is a messenger RNA of Magnolia sinica, 730 nucleotides long. Its product is annotated as classical arabinogalactan protein 4-like. The record is from RefSeq and is a predicted model, not a curated record. The transcript has a single exon. Bases 140 to 730 code for a protein of 196 amino acids. NCBI's taxonomy places the organism in Eukaryota, Viridiplantae, Streptophyta, Magnoliopsida, Magnoliales, Magnoliaceae.